Messenger RNA from Maylandia zebra (zebra mbuna), 2920 nucleotides. It is a transcript of the gene yes1, whose product is annotated as YES proto-oncogene 1, Src family tyrosine kinase. Gene Ontology annotation, biological process: protein phosphorylation. Gene Ontology annotation, molecular function: ATP binding; protein tyrosine kinase activity; protein binding. The record is from RefSeq and is a predicted model, not a curated record. NCBI's taxonomy places the organism in Eukaryota, Metazoa, Chordata, Actinopteri, Cichliformes, Cichlidae.
UGUUCCUCGGUCCUAGUCCGGCUAUUGUUGUGUGUCUUUCGUGGCAACCCUGACCUAUCGGCAGGCGGUGAUUUCUGAUAUUUUAAACUGCUUUGCUCAGCGCCUCCACCGCCAUAUUAAGUAGUCUUUGUCAGCUGGCGGCGUGUCCUCGCUUUGAGGGAAUUUUAAUUUUAAAAAAGGAUCCCAGUGAAGGGCUCAGUGCUCGUGAAGUAGUUAAUCGGUAUGGGACAGACGGAAGACUGAGAUUCCACGUUAGUAGAGUCUGCUCGUGUCGCCCGUUUCCACUUAAGGUUGUCGACGUGAAAUUGAAAACGCUGGGGGGAAAAAGGCUCACAGGACGCAUGUAGCCGACCCACCACACUGCUACGGUCGCUUUUGAGGCUUGACGAUGGGUUGUGUCAGGAGUAAAGAGGACAAGGGCCCGGCUCUGAAGUACCGACCAGACAACUCAAAUGCCACUCCGGCCAGCUCGCUCCUGGGCCACUAUGGGCCCGAGCCUACAAUGAUGGGUCAUUCACCUGCUAUGAAUGCUCACAACAACAGCUACAACAGUCAUGCUGCUGGCCUCACACCCUUUGGCGGGACGUCUUCAGUCAUGACACCCUUUGGCGGUGCCUCCACCUCCUUUACUUCAGUGGCUGUGAACAGUCCCUUUCCCAGUGUCAUCUCAGGUGGUGUAACGUUUUUUGUAGCGUUGUACGACUACGAAGCGAGGACGGCAGACGAUCUGUCUUUCAAAAAAGGGGAUCGCUUUCAGAUUAUCAACAACACGGAAGGCGACUGGUGGGAGGCGCGCUCCAUCAACACAGGGCAGAAAGGUUAUAUCCCCAGUAACUAUGUGGCUCCAGCAGACUCCAUACAGGCUGAAGAAUGGUACUUUGGUAAAAUGGGCCGCAAAGAUGCAGAACGCCAUUUAUUGGUUCCAGGAAACCAGCGGGGAACUUUCUUGGCACGAGAGAGUGAGACGACUAAAGGUGCGUACUCUCUGUCCAUCCGUGACUGGGACGAUGUAAAGGGAGACAACGUCAAACACUACAAGAUCCGCAAGCUGGACAACGGCGGUUAUUACAUCACGACACGAGCGCAGUUUGAGUCAUUACAGAAGCUGGUGAAACACUACACAGAACAUGCGGAUGGUCUGUGCUACAGGCUGACGACUGUGUGUCCCACAGUAAAGCCACAAACUCAGGGACUAGCUAAGGAUGCCUGGGAAAUCCCACGAGAGUCACUCCGGCUGGAGGUCAAACUGGGACAGGGCUGCUUUGGAGAAGUUUGGAUGGGCACAUGGAACGGUACGACUAAGGUGGCGAUCAAGACCCUGAAGCCGGGCACCAUGUCUCCAGAGGCUUUCCUGCAGGAGGCUCAGAUCAUGAAGAAACUGAGGCAUGACAAACUGGUACCUCUCUAUGCCGUGGUGUCUGAGGAGCCCAUAUACAUUGUUACUGAGUUUAUGGGCAAAGGUAGUUUACUGGACUUUCUGAAGGAGGGAGAUGGAAAGUAUCUGAAGCUUCCCCAGCUAGUGGACAUGGCUUCACAGAUUGCAGACGGCAUGGCCUUCAUUGAGAGGAUGAACUACAUCCACAGGGACCUGAGAGCUGCCAACAUUCUGGUCGCUGAUAACCUGGUGUGUAAGAUCGCUGACUUCGGCCUGGCUCGGCUCAUCGAGGACAACGAGUACACCGCCAGACAAGGUGCUAAAUUCCCCAUCAAGUGGACGGCACCUGAAGCUGCCUUGUAUGGACGCUUUACCAUUAAAUCAGACGUCUGGUCGUUCGGUAUCCUGCUGACUGAACUUGUGACCAAGGGCAGAGUACCAUAUCCAGGCAUGGUGAAUCGAGAGGUACUCGAGCAGGUAGAGCGAGGUUACCGCAUGCCCUGCCCACAGGGCUGCCCCGAUUCACUGCACGAGAUGAUGAAGCAGUGCUGGAAGAAGGAGCCAGAUGAAAGGCCGACCUUCGAGUACAUCCAGUCCUUUUUAGAAGACUACUUCACAGCCACAGAGCCACAGUAUCAGCCAGGAGACAACCUCUAGUCGGGAGGAUCUGGGACUAACUCUGGCAAACCGCGGUACAUCGGCAGAGAUCAAAAUCCAGGAAAACCAACGUUUCUGCUGAAGCUGCAGAAAAUACUUUUUUUUUUUUUUUUACAAACUUUUCCAAACUGACAUACCCGAUGUAGAGGAAGUAGAGGUUUGUCCCUUAUGUACCUGGGGGGCCAAAUAUGUGGGGAAAUGUCCAAGCGGGUUGAACUCUGAGAACUGUGCAUAUCACAAUAAUCCAUAUAGGCUGGCCACAACACUGUGAUCCAAAUUUUCAAAUGAAUGGUUACUCGCGGAUGCAUUUUUUUAAUGAACGUUUUUUUAAAUGAGAAGUUCCCCUACCCUUCCUCCAAUCCACCAUCUUUUUUAAAUUAAAUUUAACAACAAAAAGUCUUUGAUAUUCGAGUGAGAGCUUUUAUAUGUAUAUGAGUUUGGUAUGAAUAUGUAGGUUGAUAAGAACAGACUGCUGACAAAUCAAAGGAAAAACAAACGGCGACUCAGUGGGCACAAAAGGAGCAAAGGAUUCGAGUAUUUCCUUUAAUUUGUCAGCCAUAUGUAUGUAGUGGGCGCCCAAUUACUGUGUGAGAUGUUACGUAUGUGCUCUGACUGUAAAGUGUGGAGCAUUAUGAGGUGGAAUAAAUGGAGGAGGAAAAACGGUGGUAUCGUAUGGAUGCAAGAAUGUACUGAGAGAUGACCGCAGAUGUACAUACAGUAUGUAUAAAAAGUGUAUUUGAGCAGGUGUGACGAGGUGGAAGAAGCAGGAAUAACAAGUGUUUUUUAACAGGGUUGUUUGAAUCUCAAAAUGAAAUUUUCUUCUUUUUUUGUCAUUUAAUCUGGGACUUGAAAUCAUAAAGAGGUAUUUUGCUAAUUUACAAGUGCAAA